AUGCCUGGCUCAGCCCUGCUCUGCUGCGUGCUCUUACUGGCUGGAAUGGGGGCCAGCAGAGGCCAGCACACCCGGGAUGGGAAUAACUGCACCCACUUCCCUGUCAGUCAGACCCACAUGCUCCGAGAGCUGCGAACAGCCUUCAGCCAGGUGAAGACUUUCUUUCAAAAGAAGGACCAGCUGGACAACAUACUGCUCACCGAUUCCUUACUGCAGGACUUUAAGGGUUACUUGGGUUGCCAAACCUUGUCAGAAAUGAUCCAGUUUUACCUGGUAGAGGUGAUGCCCCAGGCAGAGAACCAUGGCCCAGAAAUCAAGGAGCAUUUGAGCUCCCUGGGAGAGAAGCUGAAGACCCUCAGGAGGCAGCUGCAGCGCUGUCAUCGAUUUCUCCCCUGUGAAAACAAAAGCAAGGCUGUGGAGCAGGUGAAGAAUGAUUUUAAUAAGCUCCAAGAGAAAGGUGUCUACAAGGCCAUGAAUGAAUUUGACAUCUUCAUCAACUGCAUAGAAGCAUACAUGACCAUCAAGAUGAAAAGCUAA
This is a messenger RNA of Microtus ochrogaster (prairie vole), 537 nucleotides long. It is a transcript of the gene Il10, whose product is annotated as interleukin 10. Gene Ontology annotation, cellular component: extracellular region. Gene Ontology annotation, biological process: immune response. NCBI's taxonomy places the organism in Eukaryota, Metazoa, Chordata, Mammalia, Rodentia, Cricetidae. The record is from RefSeq and is a predicted model, not a curated record. Gene Ontology annotation, molecular function: cytokine activity.